AAGCAGAGGAAUGUGUAAGUCAGAGAAAAAUAAAUAAAAAUAUGUUUUGUAGAGAGUCAUCGUCGAGUCUCCAGACUGUGAACAUAGCAAAGAGUCUCAGCUCUUUGUUCCCUAAGCCAUCAGCGCUCAUAAACCCCAUCUUUGUAGGACGUAGAGACAAGCUGCCUCGUGGAGGACGAUGUAAGGUCACCGCCUCACGGGCUAAUACUGAACAUGGAGGUAAUGUAGUGAGAAAAAACGCUCCGAAAAUUAAAGUAAAGGGAUUUAUAACAGCCCAAGAAGAGUCUCGGGGCAUACCCUUUUCUAGACCUCUCGAUCAAAUAGCUGAUAUCCGCGGCAAAUCACUGCUUGUGGAGCUUAUCAGCGCCGAGACUGACCCACGGACGGGGACAGAGAAGGAUCCCGUAGAAGACUACGCACAACGUAUAUGGUGUGAAGCCCCUGAUGAGAAAUAUGAGUGCGAGUUUGAGAUGCCUGAAGAUUUUGGAACCAUUGGGGCCAUCAGGGUUCAAAACCAGUACCAUAGAGAGUUGUUCCUCAAGAAGAUGGAGAUUAAGUUACCUGACGGGUCCGUUACAUUUACAUGUGACUCAUGGAUCGCCCCUAAGUCCGAGGACCCAGCCAUGCGGAUAUUCUUCUCUAGCAACUCGUACUUGCCUUCCCAAACACCGGAGCCUCUUAAACAGUUUCGAAAGAAGGAGCUAGACACCUUAAAAGGCAAUAACCGCGAAAAACUUGGUGAAUUUACCAAGUACGAGCGUGUUUACGACUAUGAUGUGUACAACGAUCUUGGUGACCCUGACAAUGAUCCUGAACUUGCUCGUCCAGUAAUUGGAGGCCUUUCACAUCCUUAUCCAAGGCGUUGCAAGACUGGUCGCAAACCUUGUGAGUCUGACCCCUCCUCAGAGCAACGCUACGGUGGAGAAUUUUAUGUCCCUAGAGACGAGGAGUUCUCUACAGCCAAGGGAACUUCAUUCACAGGCAAGACUAUCUUGGCAGCUAUUCCUGCGGUGUUCCCUCAGAUUGAGUCUGUUCUGUUGGAUCCCCAUUUGCCUUUUCCACACUUCAAGGCCAUACAAAAUCUCUUUGAAGAAGGCAUUGAGCUUCCUAAGGAUGCUGGCCUUUUACCUUUGCUCCCAAGACUCAUCAAAGCUGCUACUGAAGCUCGCGAUGAUAUUCUCCAGUUUGAAGCCCCAGUCCUCAUUAACAGGGAUGGGUUUUCAUGGUUACGAGACCACGAGUUUGCUCGCCAGACACUUGCGGGCCUUAAUCCUUAUUGCAUUGAACUAGUUAAAGAGUGGCCGUUGAAAAGCAAACUAGACCCGGCCAUUUAUGGUGAUCCCACCUCACUCAUUACUUGGGAUAUUGUGGAAAAAGAAGUUAAAGGAAACAUGUCAGUUGAUGAGGCUCUAAAGAGUAAGAGAUUGUUCGUGCUGGACUAUCACGAUUUGCUUCUACCGUAUGUGAACAAAGUGAGAGAGUUGGAUAAUACCACCUUAUAUGCGUCUCGAACACUGUUCUUCCUCAGCGAUGAUAGCACAUUGAGGCCUGUUGCCAUUGAGUUGACAUGUCCCCCAAAUAUCAACAAGCCUCAAUGGAAGCAAGUUUUCACCCCAGGUUAUGAUGCUACCUCAUGCUGGCUGUGGAGCCUUGCUAAGACUCAUGCUAUAUGUCAUGACGCCGGUUAUCACCAGCUUAUUUCUCAUUGGUUGAGGACUCAUUGUUGUAUGGAGCCAUACAUAAUAGCGGCGAACAGACAACUAAGUGCCAUGCAUCCCAUCUACAGGCUUUUGCAUCCUCACUUCCGCUACACCAUGGAGAUCAACGCUCGUGCACGCCAAAGUCUUAUCAAUGGAGGUGGAAUCAUUGAGACUUGUUUUUGGCCCGGGAAGUAUUCAGUAGAGCUAAGUUCAGACGUCUAUGAUAAAUUAUGGAGGUUUGACAUGGAAGGCUUACCUGCCGAUCUCAUCAGAAGGGGGCUGGCUGAGGAAGAUGAGACCGCAAAACAUGGACUACGCCUGACGAUACCAGACUACCCAUUUGCGAAUGACGGUCUAAUAUUGUGGGAUGCAAUUAAGGAAUGGGUGACAGACUAUGUGAAACACUAUUAUCCCGAUGCAGAACUGAUCAAGUUGGACGAGGAACUCCAAGGAUGGUGGAGUGAAGUGCGGAACGUAGGGCACGGUGACAAGAAAGACGAACCUUGGUGGCCUGUCCUCGAAACACAAGAUGACUUGAUUGGUGUGUUAACAACGAUUGCGUGGGUCGCCUCAGGUCACCAUGCAGCUGUGAACUUUGGACAGUAUGGAUAUGGAGGAUACUUUCCCAACCGACCAACCACAACAAGGAUAAGAAUGCCAGUGGAAGAACCGACAGAUGAAGAGCUAAAGGAGUUUUUUGAGACGCCAGAGAAAGUGAUGCUUAAGACAUACCCAUCUCAAAAGCAAGCGACCCUAGUGAUGGUCACUUUGGAUCUUUUAUCAACUCAUUCACCUGACGAAGAGUACAUCGGAGAAUACCCAGAAGCAUCUUGGGCGAACGACCCUAUUAUAUUUGCUGCUUAUGAACGUUUUAAAGGCAGGCUCCAAUAUCUAGAAGGAGUGAUAGAUGAGAGAAACGUGACCCUUUCUCUAAAGAAUAGAGCGGGAGCUGGUGUAGUUAAGUAUGAGCUUUUGAAGCCCAUAUCUGAGGCUGGCGUUACCGGAAUGGGUGUUCCCUACAGUAUUUCUAUUUGAUCUAUACAUUUUCUUUCUCAAAAUUUCUUUCUUCUUCUUUAUGUCUUCAAAAAAAAAAAAAAACUAAAUGAUUCAUUGUCUUUUCAAUAUAAAUAUCUCAAGUCUACAUUGCUAGAGAAUAAUAAUACCAAAUGUUUUUAGA
This is a messenger RNA of Camelina sativa (false flax), 2877 nucleotides long. The record is from RefSeq and is a predicted model, not a curated record. NCBI's taxonomy places the organism in Eukaryota, Viridiplantae, Streptophyta, Magnoliopsida, Brassicales, Brassicaceae.